This is a messenger RNA of Penicillium waksmanii, 417 nucleotides long. RefSeq lists its product as uncharacterized. Bases 1 to 417 code for a protein of 138 amino acids. The record is from RefSeq and is a predicted model, not a curated record. The transcript has 3 exons. NCBI's taxonomy places the organism in Eukaryota, Fungi, Ascomycota, Eurotiomycetes, Eurotiales, Aspergillaceae.
AUGAAGUUCCUUGCCUCUCUCGCAGCCUUCGUCAGCGUCGCUCUGGCUCAGAAUGCCGGCAUUGGAUAUCCCGCCGAGGGUCAAAAGCUCGAGGCUGGCAGCGAUACUGUGGUGCAGAUCCAGCGACCUAACUCUCUGACCGGAUCGACUGAGCUGCAAGUUGCAAUUGGUAUCUCCUCGUGCGCUUCUUCGCCUUGCCUGGCUCCCACGGACACAAUGGGCACUAUCCUUUACCACGGCAACUUCAAGCCCGUAUACCACGAGUCUAGCUCUCCUCCCUACGAGAACUUUACUGUUACGAUCCCCUCCAGUAUUAAGGGUGGCAAGGCCCAGAUCAACAUCGCCCAUCUCGCCCUCGUUGGUGCGGGCAAUUACCCCUACUUUGAGACUCUGAACCGGACUGUUGAGAUCAAUUAG